Mycena indigotica is the source of this 1881-nucleotide messenger RNA. Its product is annotated as Homeobox domain-containing protein. Lineage: Eukaryota; Fungi; Basidiomycota; Agaricomycetes; Agaricales; Mycenaceae. Gene Ontology annotation, molecular function: DNA-binding transcription factor activity, RNA polymerase II-specific; RNA polymerase II cis-regulatory region sequence-specific DNA binding. The transcript is spliced from 6 exons. The record is from RefSeq and is a predicted model, not a curated record. The coding region runs from base 1 to 1881 and encodes 626 amino acids. Gene Ontology annotation, biological process: regulation of transcription by RNA polymerase II.
AUGCUCGACGCCAUCCACGCCGAGCACGCCCACGACCAGCUCAACUCGUACAACGUCGCGCAGCUCCAGUACGCGCUCGCCGCCGACAAGGACCGCGGAUUCGUCGCGAUGCUGGACGACAGCGAGGGUGCCCUCAUAGUGCCGGACAUCGAGUACGACGAGCGGCGGAUGUCGACGGGCGCGGCGUCCGCGGACACGGAGUCGUCGUCGCUCUCGUCUGCGCAUGCGCUGCGACGGGGCAGCGCGACGCCGAACGAUUCGCCCGUGCCGAAGAGCGUGCGGCCCGACUGGGCCGCGGGGGGAGGAGGACAAGAAGGUCUCGCUCCCGUCGAUAUUCACGACCUUCGAGGAGACGGCGUAAGGCACAGCCCGUACCCGCAGCCUGCCCGGGCGCCCGCGUAUGCGCCGUCCAAUCUGGGCAGCUACACCUUCCCGCCGACGAGUAGUAAUAGCGGCGACUACGUGGACACGCCGACGCCGAGCUCUGCGUUCCCGCCCACGCCCUCGAGCGGGUUCUCGCCCGGGCCGGGGAUGCACCUCUCGCCGUACGCGGAGUCGGACCACUGGACUUCAUCCCCUGCCGGCAUCGUGCGGCCGAGCUCGACGCCGGGGAGCAGCGGGCCCAAGUACGAGGAGCUGGGCGGCGCGGGCGGCGGCGCGCCGGCGUUACGGCACGCGUCGUUUAGCGCGGGACACAUGUCACCGCAGAUGUUCGCAGGCUCGGCUCGUAUUUCGGGCCAUCACCCGGCGGGUAUAAAAGGCGACUGGGGCUUCCCCGGGGGGGACCCCUCCUACCACCCCCACCACCCGCACCCGCACCCGCACGCCUACGCCAUGCCUGCGCCCGCGUCGCCCACCCGCUCGCCCCAGGCCCCGCCGUCGUCGCUUGUGGACCGGCCCCAGCGGAAGCGGGGCAAGCUCCCCAAGGAGACGACCGACUUCCUCAAGGCGUGGCUCCACCGCCACUCGGACCACCCGUACCCCAGCGAGGAGGAGAAGAAGCAGCUCUGCCACGCGACGGGCCUCAGCAUGUCGCAGGUCUCGAACUGGAUGAUCAACGCCCGCCGGCGGAUCCUCGCGCCCGCGCACCGCGCGGCGUCCGGCCCGACGACGACCGCGCCGUACCCGCCCCCCGGCGGCGGCGGCCUCGGCGUCGGCGGCCGCGCGCUCCCCGGCCUGCUCGACGCACGAAGGCAGUCCCUCCCCGGCGCCGACUCGCUGCAGCUGUACCACCCGAUGACGCUCCAAUCUCUGCCCCCGCAGCACCACGGACACCACCCCUACGCGCACGCGCACCACCCGCACCACGCGCACCACGCGCCGCUCCCGCACGAGAUGGGCUACGGCCGCGCGCCGCCGGUGCCCGCGCUGCGCAUGGGCCCCGGCAUGGAGUACGCCGGCCUGCCGCCGCCGCGGAGCGCGGGGCCGGGCGGGUACGCGCCGCAGCCGGGGCAGGGCGGCGCGUAUGGUGUCCCACUGAGCGCGCCCGCGAGCAUGAGCGGGAACCCGUUCUCGCCGCCGCCGCCGGGCGCGCCCGGGACGGCGUACCUGCCCAGCCCGAGGGAGGAGGGCGCGGGCGCGGCGGGGCCCGGGAGGGGCGAAGCGAAUCUGAUCGGCUGGGGGCUGGGAACGCAGCGAAAAAAAAAUUACAAUGGGGAUCGAGAUGGUGCCGUUACGGAUAUGGUCUCCACGGAUCUCCUGCCCCUCCUCCCACCGCUGCGCUUCGCCGCCCGCCCGCCUCCGCGUCCGCCUUCUUGUGUCGUCUGUUUCUUCUCCCUACCGUUGGACACCCACCCGCAAUGCCUAUUUAUCACGCAAUCUCUCUCCGUACUCUCGCUGUUCUUGUCUGUUCUCCUGUCGUAUACCACUCCGUUCCCCUGA